Messenger RNA from Prunus mume (Japanese apricot), 1173 nucleotides. RefSeq lists its product as uncharacterized. NCBI's taxonomy places the organism in Eukaryota, Viridiplantae, Streptophyta, Magnoliopsida, Rosales, Rosaceae. The record is from RefSeq and is a predicted model, not a curated record.
AAUAAUGAUCCAAAAAAACUAGAUGGAUUAUGAGAGCAUGAUUGAUGGAUUCCAUCAAAACCACCAUGGACCCCCCAACACCAACACAAAUCAAAAAUUUCAUACAAGUGGUUGUAACCUACAAGAAGAAAAUAGAAAGAAUAAAAAAAAAACCCCAAAGCAACCUUUGGUUUUGCCUCCUUCCUCCCAAUAAAUAAAGUAAUAAUCCUUCCAUCACAAAACACAUAAAAUUAGUGAGAAUAAUUAGAGAAAGAGAGAAGAGGGAGUUUUUAAAGAAAGAAAGAAGAACGAAGGGUGCCCCUUUGGUUGAAUCAGAAGACAACCAGAGGGCCAGCUUUUCCAUGAAGGAGAGAAGAAACUGACCUUACCCAAUUGCCAAUCCAACCAUGCCAUCUAUCAGGAUCGUGAGGUGUGUUUCUCUCCUUCGUGGAUUUAGGGUAUCGGUGGACAAGUUUAAGCUUGGCCGCGUCUAGAUGAAAAGCUGUAGAUAUCUUCCGUCUUGGGUCUCUGCCAUUUUCACAUGCAUGGGAGGCUGUCUUGGAUGCUGUACUGGUACCCAACCCCGACUACUUAUUGCGGUCGAUGAGCCAUCAAACAGACUGAGAAUUCAAGGUCGAUCGGCGAGGAAAAAUAGCAUAUCAGAGGACUUCUGGAGCACUAGCACUAUGGAAAUGGAGAACAGUGGAGUCCAGUCCCAGAAAAGCAUCUCGUCGGUCAGCACUUCAAACCUCGUUGAUUCCCAUGGUACUUCUGGCAGCACAAGCAAUACACCUGAAUUUGUAAAUCAUGGUCUUUUACUCUGGAAUCAGACAAGGAGUCAGUGGCUUGCAAAUAGGUCUCAACACCAGACGCAACUUCGAGAACCUAGAAUAAGUUGGAAUGCCACUUAUGAGAGUUUACUUAGUACCAACAAGCCGUUUCGCCAGCCGAUCCCUCUCCCUGAAAUGAUCGAUUUUCUUGUUGAUAUAUGGGAGCAAGAGGGUUUGUACGAUUGAUCCAGCAAAGCCUGAAAAACUUUCUUUUCUUUAGCUUUUCUUGCCCAGCUUUGUAAAUUUACGCAAGUCUUUAAAUCUUUGAUAUUGAUGCUUGCUUACAUAUCAAUUGCGAUGUUAGAUACAUUUGAGCUUUUUUAUGAGCUAAGUGCCCAAAAAUACACCUGGCUUUUCUGAUUAA